UGGAAGACUCUAAGGGAACGCGGCAGAGGCCAGGAGGGGAGGCACGGCGGACGGCGGUGAAGGCAGAGGUGUCAGGGAAAGGACAGGGCGGCUUCGGGCACCCACGGCCGCAGCCCGGGGCAGCCACCCCGGCCCGCCCGCCGCGCUCCUCCCGCCCUCCCGCCGGCACCAUGGUGGACAGGGGCCCCUUGCUGACCUCGGCCAUCAUCUUCUACCUGUCCAUCGGGGCGGCGAUCUUCGAGGUGCUGGAGGAGCCGCACUGGCGCUCGGCUACCGACGACUACAAACGGCAGAAGACGGAGCUGCUUAAGCAGUUCCCUUGUCUGGGCCAAGAGGGGCUGGACAAGAUCCUGCAGGUUGUGUCAAAUGCUGCUGGACAGGGAGUUGCCAUCACUGGGAACAAUACUUUCAACAACUGGAAUUGGCCUAAUGCUGUGAUCUUUGCUGCUACUGUGAUCACUACAAUUGGUUACGGAAAUGUUUCUCCAAAGACACCCUCUGGGCGUCUCUUCUGCAUAUUUUAUGGGCUCUUUGGAGUUCCUCUCUGCUUGACGUGGAUCAGUGCUCUGGGGAAGUUCUUUGGAGGACGUGCCAAGAGGCUGGGCCAGUUUCUGACAAAAAGAGGAGUAAGCCUGAGGAAAGCACAAAUUACAUGCACAGCUAUUUUCAUUGUUUGGGGUGUCUUGGUCCACCUCGUUAUUCCUCCCUUUGUCUUUAUGGUGACUGAAGGAUGGGAUUACAUUGAAGGCCUCUAUUUCUCAUUCAUCACUAUCACCACCAUAGGAUUUGGAGAUUUUGUUGCUGGUGUAAAUCCAGAUGCAAACUAUCAUGCCCUUUACAGGUAUUUUGUGGAGUUAUGGAUCUAUCUGGGACUAGCUUGGCUUUCACUCUUUGUGAACUGGAAGGUCAGUAUGUUUGUGGAAGUCCACAAAGCAAUCAAGAAACGGAGGAAAAAAAGAAAAGAGUCUUUUGACAACCAUCCUCGGUCUAAAAAACCCCUUCAAAUGGGUACCUCAAAGGAUGUCAACAUUUUCAGCUUCCUUUCAAAGAAGGAAGAGACCUACAAUGAUCUUAUUAAGCAAAUUGGGAAGAAGGCCCUGAAGACAAACAACGACAAAAUGAUUAAAGUAGAAAAUGCCAAACAAAACAUGCAGAAUGCCAGUAUAGAUGCCCAGGUGACUUACACAAAGACAGAGUCAUUCGAGUAUGAUGAGGCUUCCCUGGACAUUCAAAAUGGUCAUGUACUGAGACCCCUGCAUGAUAAACGUAUUGGAGAUAGCCCGCUAGAAGGAACCAUGUUUGUAAACCAGCUGGACAGGAUUAGUGAAGAAGAAGGUGAAGUGUGGGAUUCCAGAGACUAUCGACCCUUAAUAUUUGAGAAUGCCAAUAUAACAUUUGUAAAUGAAGAUGAUGAUGAAGACGAAGAUAUCUCAGAUGAUGAGGAAACAUCAAAAUCCUCCAUGGAUGAUAAUCUUGCAGAGGAAUCUGAAACUGCAAAAAACCUGGUAAAAUUCCCAUCCUCUGAUGAAUCUACCUUUACGAAUAAUGAGUUAGAACUUUCUGUGCCUUAUGAACAACUGAUGAAUGAAUAUAAUACAGUAAGCACUGUGAAGUCUGCAACGUGAAGCAUGUUUGACAAUGGUUUUCUGGAAUUGAUCAGUGCAUAUUGAACAAAUUAACAGAGCAAGGAGAAAAGCAUGUUUUUGCAGCUUUUCCUGUCUCUUUGAAAACAAAAGCAAGUCCCAAACUAAUAAACUCCAGUGUUUUUUUCCCACCCUGAGUUGGUUUCUGAGCCCAUCAGCUUUGCUUAUCUGAAAAACUUGUAAAAUAACAGUUGAAUUUGGAGUCCUGCUUCUUCUUGGGAUUUUAUGGUUCUUGAACAAAGUAGAAAAGAAAAGACUAGUUAAUACACUGGACCUGCUCUGCUUUUAUGCACUUCAUUGAGGAAUUAGCUUGGGAGUGUAAUUAUGCUGUUGCAAAGAGACUGUUUGGGGCAUCAAAUGUGUUUGGUUACUCCAUUAGCCUUCCACCUCUGAAAACCUGGAUUUGAAUCCUGCUUUGAUUGCAAAUGAAAGCAAGGGGGUUUUGUGUUUUGGGUUUGGGUUUUUUGGGGGGGGGGG
Molecule: messenger RNA, 2120 nt
Organism: Harpia harpyja (harpy eagle)
Lineage: Eukaryota; Metazoa; Chordata; Aves; Accipitriformes; Accipitridae
Gene: KCNK5
Product: potassium two pore domain channel subfamily K member 5
Exons: 5
Coding region: 171-1625 (484 amino acids)
Biological process (GO): potassium ion transmembrane transport; stabilization of membrane potential
Cellular component (GO): membrane
Molecular function (GO): potassium ion leak channel activity
Source: RefSeq, a predicted model, not a curated record